CGCGCCGAAAUCACCAAAAGCGCGUCAAUAAACCGCUAGGGGGGCAAUUUUGUUUUGAGUUAGGUCGUUUUGCGGAUUUUUGCAGUUUUGUUGUUACAGGAAGCACUGCUACUGUCCACUGCUCAUAAUCAUGCCUUACCUUAUGAUCUCUACAUUGAUCAGAAUGGAAUCUGGUCCUACCAAUGUUGGCGAUAAAGAUUCGGAUCCGGAGUUGAUGGAAUAUCUGGGUGCGAGCAAACUGAGAGAAAUCGGUCACGAUUUUGACAUAUACCAGACGCCCGCCAGUCCGCGUGAGGUUCUGGACAAACUGGAGGUGAAGGGCUGGUCGCUCAUCACCGUCACUGGUGCCGGACAGACCAUCAUCUGGACCCUGCACAAGGCCUGCUAGACGCCCGGCGACCGACCCGCGAGAGCCAGCACCCUUCCACUAACCUCUGGCAGCUCACGGGACGGCACUCUGCCUGGCACACACAGCAGAGCGGUACUAACCACACCGGUGGGGGAGUGACAACCACGGGACUAACUUCUGGUGCAAUUUAUAUAGUUAUCUGUCUAGUCGGCGUUGGGAGGUGGUACUGUAGCGCAAUCUGAGGUGGCGCGGUGAUAGCGGUGUUUUUGAUACGGUGUAUACCCUGACUCGGUCGGGUCAAAGCGGCGAGUGCGCGGCUUUUAGCCUGUUUAGCGGACUCUGGUGGCAGUACGUGAACGGACUCUCGGUCGACAGUCAUGGCCAAGGUACAUAUCACAAACGUCAGCCUGCUGGACAACCCGGCGCCCUACUUCUCGCCCUUCAAGUUCGAGAUCACAUUCGAGGCGAUCGAGCCGCUGCCCGAGGACCUCGAGUGGAAGAUCAUCUAUGUCGGCUCAGCGGAGAGCGAAGAGCAUGACCAGGUCCUGGACACGGUGUUCGUGGGCCCGGUACCCGAAGGGCGGCACAUGUUCGUGUUUGACGCGCCACACCCGGACACGGCCCGGAUCCCGGUGCAGGACGCGCUGGGAGUCACCGUGGUGCUGCUGACGUGCAGCUACCGCGCCCAGGAGUUCGUCAGGGUGGGCUACUACGUCAACAACGACUACACAGACCCAGAGCUCAAGGAGAACCCACCCGAGAUGCCUCAGUUCGACAAGAUGCAGCGCAAUAUCCUGGCCUCGAGUCCCCGCGUCACACGCUUCAAGAUCGAGUGGGGUGACGUGAAGCCGGCCAAACCUCAGAUCGACCUGGCCGUGCACAACCAGAUGCCGCCGCGUCAGGAGGAGGAAGACACCUUCGACCUGCCGGCCAAGCUGCCGGCGCCGCCCUCACCCAAAAAGGUCGAGCCGGCCGAGGACUUUAUGGACUUUUCGCUGUAGGCGACAGGAAGUCAUUACCGUGACCGUGAGUGGGCUGUUAAUGGCGCCGCCUACGGGAGAUGAGAGGUAGAGCGGUGCAGCGGAGCGAGUGCAGGGCAGAGGGGAGGGGAGGGGGCGCCGCCGCGUCGUUCCUGGAGGCGGUAUCCGUCUCCGCCGUGUUGAGUCGGCCGAGAGAUCUGCGUCGCGUCAUUGCUACCUGGACUUAUUGCUGCUUGUGUCUCAAUAAAACUUUGUUUUGCAUUA
This is a messenger RNA of Amphibalanus amphitrite, 1593 nucleotides long. RefSeq names its product histone chaperone asf1b-B-like. Bases 727 to 1350 code for a protein of 207 amino acids. The record is from RefSeq and is a predicted model, not a curated record. Gene Ontology annotation, cellular component: nucleus. NCBI's taxonomy places the organism in Eukaryota, Metazoa, Arthropoda, Thecostraca, Balanomorpha, Balanidae. Gene Ontology annotation, molecular function: histone binding. Gene Ontology annotation, biological process: DNA replication-dependent chromatin assembly. The transcript has 6 exons.